Molecule: messenger RNA, 4791 nt
Organism: Perognathus longimembris pacificus (Pacific pocket mouse)
Lineage: Eukaryota; Metazoa; Chordata; Mammalia; Rodentia; Heteromyidae
Gene: Arhgap28
Product: Rho GTPase activating protein 28
Exons: 18
Coding region: 528-2573 (681 amino acids)
Biological process (GO): regulation of small GTPase mediated signal transduction; signal transduction; negative regulation of stress fiber assembly
Cellular component (GO): cytoplasm
Molecular function (GO): GTPase activator activity
Source: RefSeq, a predicted model, not a curated record
UCACUAAUUAUCAAAAGCACAACCUGUUGGGUGAGCAGAUAGCUUGUUUGAUGGAGUCAUGUCACCGUUUAUUAUUUGUCAUUUGCUUCAUGCAUAUGCGGUCAUCUGAUAUUGGCUGUGCUCAGCUCAUGGACUGGAAUGUUUGUUUCCUCUAGGAGAGUCAUCAAAGAUGUUGUUUACAAUGUAAGCUGUUGAAAUGGGCAAUAACAUCUGGCCUUAGCAGAAAUCCAACAUGAAAGCAGCCGCCACCCUGAGACAUAAUGGCCUCAGUAGGUAGUUGAGUUAAUAAUCCCUGGCAUGGAAUGGUCAGUGGUCAGAGCGGGUUGUUCGUAGCUUACUGUAAACACGCAAGACUUGGGUGCUUGUAUCCAGAGCAUAUUUCCUCCUGACAGUCAUUUCUGCUGUGUUUGUUCCUGGGGAACCAUCUACAGAGUGCUCCUAUUGUCAAGCUGGACUCUUGCUUACUGGCAUUUCCACUCCAAGGGAGAGAAAGAAAAUCCAUUCCUCGUUGCCGAAGAAUUAACAGGAUGCUCUCCAAUGAGUCCCUACAUUCCCCUGCAUUUAGCCGCUCUAACUCCCAAGCCUCAGUAGACAGCGGAUCCAUGGAGGACUUCUGGCGGGAAAUCGAGAACCUUAAGGAGCACAGCAUCAUGGAAGGACAGGAGGAACCGCCGUCCACCCCAACUGAGACCAAGCCUCUGGAUGAAGGAGAACUUGAAGCAGAGUGGCUACAAGACGUGGGUCUGUCAACUCUGAUCUCUGGUGAUGAAGAGGAAGAUGGCAAAGCUCUGCUCUCAACUUUGACUCGAACCCAAGCAGCUGCAGUAAAGAAGAGAUACAACACCUAUACCCAAACCAUGAGGAAAAAGAACAAGCAGACUGUGCGGGACGUCAGAGACAUCUUUGGAGUCAGUGAAUCUCCUCCAGGUGACUCUUGUGACAACCAUGCCACUCAGUUAGAUGGCACUGAGGAAGAAAAAGAGCUACCAGAAGAAGUUCCCAAAACAAGAGGUUCUACGCCAGAUGGUGCUUCUCUCAACAGUACUGCCGUGUCCGACGGGUCCCCGGAUGAAGAUGGGAGUCUAGCAGAUCCCAGCAGUGACUCUAGGUCUAGACUCACGGCAAUUCCUGAUAUCCCAGUUCAUUCCAAUGGAUCUUCAGACCCUGGGCAGUCAGUUUCGAAUGAACUGCACAAUGGUGAUUAUCUAGAGAAGAACAUUCCAGCAGAGGUUGAAGAGCUGUCCUUUGAAAUAUCUUACUCAGAAAUGAUUACAGAUGCUCCCAAAAGAAAUAAGUAUAAGAAGUCUGAAAUUAAGAAAGAAGAGUGUGCUUUAACUAAAUUUUUUGUACAAAAAACCAGAUUUGGGUUAACUGAAGCAGGAGACCUGUCUGCAGAAGACAUGAAGAAAAUCCGCCAUCUCUCUCUGAUUGAAUUGACUGCCUUUUUUGACGCCUUCAGAAUUCAGCUAAAAAGAAGCAAAACAGAGAAAGUAAAAGGGCGAGACAAUGGGAUUUUUGGAGUUCCACUUACAGUUCUCCUGGAAAAUGAUCGGAAGAAAGAUCCUGGAGUGAAAGUCCCCUUUGUACUACAAAAAUUUUUUGAGAAAGUUGAAGAAUCAGGUCUGGAGUCUGAAGGAAUUUUUCGACUUUCAGGAUGUACUGCCAAAGUCAAGCAAUACCGUGAAGAACUGGAUGCCAAAUUUAAUGCUGAUAAAUUUAAAUGGGAUAAAAUGUGCCAUAGAGAAGCUGCUGUCAUGUUGAAAGCAUUUUUCCGAGAGCUGCCCACCUCCCUCUUCCCAGUGGAAUACAUCCCCGCCUUCAUCACGCUGCUGGAAAGAGGGCCUCACAUCAAAGUGCAGUUCCAAGCUUUACACCUCAUGGUCAUGGCGCUGCCUGAUGCCAACAGAGACACCGCCCAGGCCUUGAUGAAAUUCUUCAGCAAAGUGAUUGCCAACGAAUCAAAAAACCGAAUGAGUGUGUGGAACAUUUCCACCGUGAUGGCGCCCAACCUCUUCUUCAGCAGAAGCAAACACUCUGACUGUGAAGAGCUUCAGCUAGCAAACACGGCUGCACACAUCAUCCGGCUCAUGCUCAAGUAUCAGAACAUCCUGUGGAAGGUCCCAUCUUUUUUGAUCACGCAAGUCAGAAGGAUGAAUGAAGCCACUAUGUUGCUGAAAAAACAGCUCCCAAGUAUGAAAAAGCUACUCAGGAGGAAGACCAUAGAACGGGAGGUUCCAACCCCCAAGACCUCAAAGGUACUACAGAAGUCACCCUCUUCAAGAAGAAUGUCCGACGUGCCGGAGGGGGUCAUCCGAGUCCACGCUCCACUUCUGUCCAAGGUAUCCAUGGCCAUUCAGCUCAACAGUCAGACCAAGGCCAAAGACAUCCUGGCGAAAUUCCAGUAUGAGAACAGUCAUAGUUCAUCUGACUGUAUUAAAAUGCAGAACCAAAGGUUAUAUGAAGUUGGAGGAAAUAUAGGACAGCAUUGCUUGGACCCUGAUGCAUACAUACUGGAUGUGUAUCAUGUAAAUCCUCAUGCAGAAUGGGUGAUUAAACCCCAACCAAGACUUUGAAAAAUAUGCCCAGGAUGGCCCUUGUCAUAUAUUAUAUGCCAAAAAAAAAAAUCAAAAACAAUCCUGGCUUGGUUGGUUGGGGGAGCCAGCACUGCCUUGGCCGGUUUGUUCCCGUGGGCCUCUCUGUGCUUUGCCUUCCUGUGUGGGGGGGGCGGUGUCUCCAGCUCUGUGGACAAGAACUAUGGAAGGGAGCUGACUCACCCUUGGAGCCGAAGGUUCUCGUCAUGUUCCUUGACGAGAGGAUAGGAGGCGUGGUCCAUCCGGAAGAAAGGCCCUCGAAUCCGAACUCCCACCACUCGCCUUCCCUUGACUUUGCAGCCGGCAUGAACUUGGCCCUACAGCUGGAAAUCACCACUUCCUGCCGUAGCCCGUGCCACCAAACACGAGAAGGGAAGAGACCCUUCUUUUUUUUAUACUUUGUUCUAUACUCAUUUCACCUUAUUUGAGCAAGAAUGCCAGAAAUGGCCUUCAUUUCUGUCCUACAAGGAAUCUGCUUUCCACAGGGAGUCGGUUUCUAAUGUGACACUACAAUGUUGCGUGCACUUGAGUCUACAGGAAGCUGUUCUGUGGACGGGUGUCCGUGGGUGAGCCGUUGGUGUCCUGGAGCACAUGCCUGUGUCUCUGUCCGUGAAAACAGAGGUUUCAUGGCGGCCCAUUCUGUGAGCUCACCGAUACAGACACACCGGAGGCUUCCGCGGCAGCCAGUAGCCAAAGCGCCUUGGCCUUCCCAUCAGGUUUUGGUGCUCCACGAAUAUCCUUCUGGGUAUCAGGAACGAGAUCCCCAGUUUACGUUGUAUAAUAAUAGAAAAGCACUUUGCAACAACAGCCUAAAAACACUACCACUAAAACUAUGUCUGACAAGUUCUAAAAGCAGAUUUUUGUUUUGCCUCAUUAGUCACAGACUAGCCAGGCCCUGUGGGUUAGCACCCGUGAGCCGGGCACGUCACCGUCAGAACCUUGCAGUGGUUCCCUAGAUCCCCAGUGGGCCAAACCCAGGUCGUCUGCAUUUCCUAAGUGUGCGAAGGAAUGGCACUGAGUCGCAGAGUCGUCACUGCAUGUGAGCCCGCUCACCACAACACAGACCCCUGGACCCCAGGCACACGCUCUGGCUGGGCUCCCCAGAUUUCGAGUUCGAUAGAUUUGUAGUUUGAUAGAUUUAUUUGAGCCUUAGAAACGCAAGAAUAUAUACUUAAGACCUAAAUGAGUCUCCCUUGCAAUUCAAACGAAGUAGAGUCCCAAAUUUAGAAAACACUUCUUGGGCUCCUAAGGCACAGGGCAGGAUGGUAAUGGUCUUAAAGAGUACAUGUGGAAGGAAUAACUCCCAUGCUCUUCAUGCCUUGGUGUCUGUGUAAAGCAUUAUUUAUAUUCAACAUGCAGACCACUGUGUUUCUGGCCUUUGGGAUUUUUGUCACCACUUUUAUAGAAAAUACAGAGUCAUUCGCAAAUUAUAAUUUCCUUUGCCUGACAACUCACUAGAAACAAAAUAUACAAUCUGUAGGUUUAUUUUUUUAUUUCUCCUUUGCAUCUGUUUUCAGUAUAUUGAUGGCAUAUGAGUUUACAUAAGGAAUUUCCAGAAUCUGUGAAAUUCUUCUAUCAUUCUUGCAAUUUAAGAAAGACUAAGCAUUUCAUUUUAUAUACUUGCCAAAUCCCCAAACCAAUCAUUAUGGCUACAUGUGGAAGAAAUUCUUCUACAAGCUCCCUUGCAUUUGUGUAUGUACAUGAAAGAGGCUGACCUUUUGUAUUUCUUCUCAUUCACAUAGUUCUGUUCUGUGAUAUUUAUACAGAAAACUUACAAAUCUAUUCAAUUUCUUCUUUUUAGUUUAGAGUUGUCAUUUCUUUUCAUAUUAGAACCUGUACCUUCAUUCCAAAGGUUUUAUGAUCAGUUUAUUGAAAAACAUGGCAACUUUUAGAUUACUAUGUAAUAUGGAAGGUGACGUCAAUGUCAAAAUCAUCAGAGGGAAUUUUUAUUCUAAUCUUUAUUAAAGCUUAUUAAUAGUGUAGCAAAGAAUGUUAGCAGACACACUACUAUUUGUGUGGCUAAAGAAGUUCUUUUUGCUAAUUUUAUUCUUCACAAAUAAAUCCCUACAGUUACAUUUAAAAUGCUUGCCACCCUGGGCCACUGCGACUUACCCUAGCUCCUUGGGAGGCUGAGAUCCAAGGAUGGCAGUUUGAAGCCAGCCCAGGCAGGAACGUCCAUGAGACUCUUACCUCCAAUUAA